This is a messenger RNA of Calypte anna (Anna's hummingbird), 4789 nucleotides long. RefSeq names its product transmembrane and coiled-coil domain family 3 (gene TMCC3). Lineage: Eukaryota; Metazoa; Chordata; Aves; Apodiformes; Trochilidae. Bases 123 to 1538 code for a protein of 471 amino acids. The record is from RefSeq and is a predicted model, not a curated record. The transcript is spliced from 4 exons. Gene Ontology annotation, cellular component: endomembrane system.
CACCCCGGCGGCAGCGGCUUCGCCCCUCAGUGCCGCUGCCGGGACCCAGACGUGAGCGCGGGCUUUUGCCUCUGGGGAUCAAAAAGAGGAGGAGGAGGCGGCAGCAGUAGCAGCGGGGGAACAUGCCGGGCAGCGACACGGCAUUAGCCGUGGAUAGGACGUAUUCGGACCCGGAGCGGCACCGGCGCCGCAAGACGCGGGUAGAAAGACAUGACAUGAAUACCCUGAGUUUACCACUAAGCAUUCGCCGUGGAGGCUCUGACACCAACCUGAACUUUGAUGUACCAGAUGGGGUCAUAGAGUUUCACAAGGUCAAACUCAGUGCAGACAGCUUGAAACAGAAAAUCCUCAAGGUUACGGAACAAAUCAAAGUUGAACAAACAGCUCGAGAUGGAAACGUGGCAGAGUAUUUGAAACUGGUAAACAGUGCAGACAAGCAACAGGCUGGCCGCAUUAAACAAGUCUUUGAGAAGAAGAACCAGAAAUCUGCCCACUCCAUUGCUCAGCUGCAGAAGAAAUUGGAACAGUACCACAAAAAGCUCAAGGAUAUUGAACAAAAUGGAUCUUCCAAAAGUACUAAGGAGACUUCUAAAGAUAACUUGAAAGAUAUUCAUCAUGGAAAGUCCCGUUCCUCUGGGCACGGAGCAGAGAGCAGCAAGUCGAGUGUGCCAGGUGUAUCCUUGACACCUCCUGUCUUUGUUUUCAGCAAGUCGAGAGAGUUUGCAAACCUGAUCCGAAACAAAUUUGGUAGUGCUGACAACAUUGCUCAUCUGAAAAAUUCCUUGGAUGAAUUUCGGCCAGAAACGAGUUCAAGAACGUACGGGGGCAGUGCCACCAUUGUUGCCAAACCAAAAUAUGUCAGUGAUGAUGAAUGCUCAAGUGGGACCUCUGGCUCAGCAGAGAGUAAUGGGAAUACUUCCUUUGGUCCUGCUGUGCCAAGUACCCUGGACAGCCAGGGAAAGCUUUCUGUGAUACUGGAGGAACUAAGGGAAAUCAAAGAGACACAGUCCCAAUUAGCUGAUGAUAUUGAGAAUUUAAAAGCACAAUUUAAAAGAGACUAUGGCUUUAUUUCUCAGAUGUUACAAGAAGAAAGAUAUAGAUACGAAAGAUUGGAAGACCAGUUAAAUGACCUCACUGAUCUUCAUCAGCACGAGACAGCAAACUUGAAACAAGAGCUAGCCAGCAUAGAGGAGAAAGUGGCAUAUCAGGCUUAUGAGCGAUCACGAGAUGUUCAGGAAGCCUUGGAAUCAUGCCAGACCCGGGUUUCAAAGCUGGAGCUCCAUCAGCAGGAGCAGCAAGCACAGCAGUCCGAAACGGUUAAUGCCAAAGUGCUCCUGGGGAAAUGUAUAAAUGUUAUCCUGGCCUUCAUGACUGUCAUUUUAGUGUGUGUUUCCACUAUUGCAAAGUUCAUUGCUCCUAUGAUGAAGAGCCGUUUUCAUAUCAUUUGCACUUUUUUUGCAGUGACACUGCUGGCAAUAUUUUGUAAAAACUGGGAUCAUAUAAUUUGUGCCAUAGAAAGGAUGAUUAUACCAAGAUGAAGUGGCUGGUCUCACUGCUUUCUGUUCCUUUUCUUUUUCUUCCCCUUCCUGUUUUUUAAGUGCUGUAUGUAUACAAAUUAUUUUUUCUCAGUUUUAAAUUUUUUGUCAGUUAAAAUGUGCAGAAUGGAUGGAGAAGGCUACAAAGACUCUUGGACGUUAAAGUGUAAAUACAUACAUGUGUAUUUGUUGGCAGUCAGUUGCCUUUUCAAUUAGAUUGUGUUUAAUUGGUUAUGUCUGUGAUCAACUGCUCGCUCAUGUCAGUCCUCUGCCUUAAUCUUGUGGGUUUUCCACUUUACGAAUCCAGACCCACAAACAUGGUGUGAUGCUUUGGGAGGGAUCCAAGCAACUGCAGUUUUCAGGUGUGCUUUUUCCUAGACUGGAAUGUAGAGAGUGGGAUCAGGAGGGGAGUGCACCAUAAUGUGUAUCAGCCCUGUUAUACUACUACGUUAUUUUUCUAUCUGAAUCCAAUUAGAGUGAUAAGCCAAAUUAUACAGUCAUAUAUUUUAAUUGUUCUUGAAUCUGAAUGAAUGCAUAUUUGUAUAUGGCACUUCCAGUUUUCAGGAUCAGCAAAACAUGAUGCUCCUGCUAGUAACCCUAUGCACAGAUUUUGUUUCUAAAUUAGACCAAUGAUGACUAUUGACCACACUUAGCAUUGUUUUAUCCUGCCACUGUUCCUUAUCACACUCAGGAAGCACAUGAAAAUAGCAUAAGGCUUCCAAAGAUGAAUGGAAUUGAAUUACAAAUCUCCAGAUUUGUUUUGUGAAAGAGAAAUUGGUGGCUAUGUUGCCAUGCAGAUAAAAGCACUCACUUGCUUCAAGCUCUGCCACCUGUGAGGGAAAAGGAGUACACAGAAAGGCAAGAUUUAGGUUAGCCUUUAUUUGUACUGAAUGCAAAGUCAAAAGCUGGUGGAACUCUGGAUACAGUGACUUUCUUGUCAGAUUAAGCAAUGUGGAAGAAACAUGAGGAAACAAAUCAAAAUUUACAGAAGCUAAACUUCCAUAAAUAUACCAACACUGUGCAGGCUCUCUUGUCAAAUAUUCCUGAAUGUAAUGUAUUAGCAUAGGAGACAAGGUUGCCUUUGUUUUCUUACUGGAAUUAUUUUGCUUGUUUUAAGGGCUGCAAAAAAAUUUCCAAAAUCUGCUUGGCUUUCAGCCGUGAUGUAUAGUAAAUAAAAAAAAACAAACUAAACCAAGUCACCCCAACCAGAAUCCUUCUCCACUCUCCAUUAAAUGAGGAAAAAAAAAAAAAAAGACAGCAUCUACCAUUAUUUGAUGUUUGGUGUUGCUUACUUUGAAAAUAAUUGUUGUGACAGAUUUUCUUUUCAGUUGCAGGAUUUGUUAUGAUGGUUUUAUGGGGUGGGAGAAGGUGAGGGUAUUACUCAGUGUGUGUGUUUGGUUUUAGUCAAGUGCAAUAGUUGGUGUAGAAAUUCAGAAAAGCUUGUUCUGAGGAAAUGGAAUAGGGGAGGGGAGGCAGGGGAAGAACUUUGACAUUUUGUCACAAUUUGAUUAACAGUGAACACAGUUAUUUUUGUGGCUUCAGGGACUGAAGGAGGGACAGAAUUAACUGCAUAAAUAAUGCUAUGACUCAGCAUUUAGAAAAUUCAAUUAAAACACUUGUAAAGUAAUUUAAGAAUUCUUUAUGUGUUACGUCUUUGAACAGAGAAAUCAGGAAGGAUUGUUCUGGCUUGCAGGCACAGGAAAUGGAUCAGAUCAGGCACACCCAUGUUAUCCUAACCCAGCCCUGUCCAACCUUCAGGGGAAGGUGGAGUGGAAAGCAAAAGUCCUGCUGAGAGGCAGAUGCCUUUAUAAAGCCCUGACUUACCAGUUGAUUUAUUCUGGCUGUGUCAGGAAGAAUUAUCAUAUAGAUGCAUUCUACUUUUCCUUAAUGGGUUUGUUUGGGGGUUUUUUCCCCUCUUUGCUUUGCCUCUGUAUUCCUGGUAUCCUCUAAAGAUGGAAGGAGGUACUGUGUUAUGUAUAAAACUUCUCUUAGUUGUUGCAUGUGCUUCUGCUGCUUUUCAGUUCAGAGAGACCUUCCUUCUCAUGUCUCUUAACCCAUUUUGGCACUGUGUGCAUGUAUUGCAACAGGCCUUUGCCCCCACCUUCCAAGUACCUGAGCUUAACCUGCAUUUGCAGCCAGCUCAUGAACUGAGGAGAUUACUUCCACCGAUACAGUACAUGAACUCAUCUUCACAGGGAAUCCCUUUCCACAGUGUUAAAAAGAUUAAAAUGAAAAAACUAGCCCUUUUCUGGCUCUAUAUCUCAUGAAAGGGUUUCCCUUGUUUUGAUUUUAGGCCAUUCUGGUGUGUGUCCUGAGAUCCUCGUGUUUUUUCCACUGGUUUAAUACAAUUUAUUCCUAUCUCCAUAUCAUGAAGUCAUAUGGUGGCUUUCUAUAGUGUGUGCUUUCUGUUUCCAUAGCCAAAGAAUGUGCUUUUAUUCAGAGUCCCUUCCUUUCUGAAGUCUUUUCCUGAAUUCCACCACCCUUUUUACUUGUCAGCCCUAUGACUUUUUAUUUCCCUUGUUCCUGUAGAUUACCCACCCUUUACAAAAAGUGCUAAAGGCCUGGUACUAAGCUUCAGAAAGCUGUGACUCUUCAUGGUGUUUUCUUGCUUUCUUAUUUAUAAUCUCCAUUCUUCUAUUCAAUUUGCACAGCCACCUCCUGGUUUGGCCACAUGAGGAAAUUCUUUCUGCCAGGCAUUUUGGUAAACAGGUUCAGAAGGGUACAUGGGCAAGAAAGAAAUACCACACAUUAAUAAUGUUUACAGUAAAAAAACCUCAGUUAUGUGGUUCCAUCUUUGAAGAGAGAAUACUCCUUGCUCUAGUGAGUGUAGUAAAAAAUAAAAUGUCAGGUAGACUCAAAGUCAGGCAGCAAAAAAGUUUGUAAUUUUUCUUAACCCAAAGGUAGUUGGUGUGGUAUGACUUGGGAAUGUGAAGGCUUCUGCUUCAAGGGCAUGCUGUGACAAUCCUGGAAGCUGGCCUUGGUGCAAAAUGAGAGUAGAACACAAAAUCAAUGGGCCUGAAAGAUUGCUCACUAUCUUGAUAAAAUCUGACAGGGUCCAAAUUGGAAACAGAAGGGUCGAGUGUUUCCAUAUUGGCUUUAUAUCUGGCAGAAGACUUAGAAAAAGCUGUAGAAGCUGCAUAAUGUUAUUCAUGCAAAGUAAAACAGUUGUGGUUGGUAAAUGGACACAGCACUUCUCUAGGUAAUUUUCACUUCUGGCUUUAAAUCACUAGAGGAUGUGACACACAUCAAGAAAU